Menidia menidia (Atlantic silverside) is the source of this 882-nucleotide messenger RNA. Lineage: Eukaryota; Metazoa; Chordata; Actinopteri; Atheriniformes; Atherinopsidae. The record is from the annotation of a GenBank genome assembly.
CUGAAGGCCGUGCUGUCGGCCCCUCUGUCCAGCGGCGCUCUGGACCUGUCCGGCAUCCCCCUGACGACCCGGGACAUGGAGCGGCUGUGCGGGCACCUGCAGCACCACGCGGCCUUCGUGGUCAGCCUGGAGCUGGGCUUUACGGAGCUGACGGACGAGGCCUUCCUCCUGCUUCUCCCCACGUUGGCCGCGCUGCCGCACCUGGAGACCCUGGCCCUGAACGGAAACAGGCUGACCAGAGCCGUUCUGAAGGAGCUGACCGAUGCCUUGAAGGACCCAAACAGUUUCCCCAGUGUGACGUGGAUUGACCUGGGCAACAACGUGGACAUCUUCUCCCUGCCGCAGCCCUUCCUGGUCAGUCUGAGGAAACGCUGUCCCAAGCAGGGAAACCUGCCCACCAUCCUGGAGUUUGGGGAGAGCCAGGCCAGCGACCCCCCCGAGAGGCUGAUGGGUCUCGGAGAGGAGGAGGAGGAGACGGACGACACCAACCGGACUGAGAGCAUGGACGAGCUCCGGUCCGAGGUGGAGGCGGAGAUGGACGGAGAGACGGAGAUAGAGGAAAUGAUGGAGGAGCUGCUGGACUUUGACAGGGAGAUCCAGGGGAAGGACGACGAGGAGGAGAGCAUGUGGACGGUCGGGGAGCAACGGAGAGCUUCGGGGAGGCGGAGGGAGAGGCCAGAGGAAAUCCCGAAAGAAAAGGAGACGCAGCAGAGAUGUGUCCGGCGGAAGAGGAGGGCGGUGAAGGCCGAGGAUGAGGACGACACACAGAGCCACUCCUCCCAGCUGUCCGGCUCCAGCCAUUCCCUGCGCUCAUCCGAAGCGGCCGAACCAAUGAGAGCGGAGGAGGACGACCUAACUGACCAGACGGACCACUUAACCUGA